Taeniopygia guttata (zebra finch) is the source of this 3334-nucleotide messenger RNA. The record is from RefSeq and is a predicted model, not a curated record. Lineage: Eukaryota; Metazoa; Chordata; Aves; Passeriformes; Estrildidae.
AGCACGCGUCAGGACAGGACGGGACAGAGCAGUGCUGUGAGGAGUCCUCGCACAGCGCACUCGUUCGUGUCUGACCCAGAGAUUUCUGAGGCGUUACUCCUGCAGCUGACCUCAAGGCCAGACCACAGGACUUGCUGACCUGUGGCCUUCCUGAGGCUUCUCUUCUGCAGGUGCCCUCGAGGGCAGAGCGAGGGACUUGGUGCCCUGGAGGCAUCUCCCAUCCCUGCCACCAGUGCCCUUGAGGCAAGAGCACAAUCCUUGACAGGAGUCUCCUGUCCUUGUGGCAGGAGCCCUCGAGACCAGAGCGCAGGACUUGCUGUCCUGUAGCCUUCCUCAGGCUUCUCUCUUGAAGGUGCCUUGCAGGCACGAAAGCAGGACUUGCUGACUCGGAGCUUUUCCGAGGCAUCUCUCCUGCAAGUAGCCACAAAUCCAGUCACUGACAUGGAGCAGAAACCCCUAAGAGUGCCCAAGCUGGCCGGGGUGGAGGAAGAGGACAAAGGCCCUGGAGCUGCCCCAGGGCAUGAGACUGAAGAGGUGGUGCCAUUCAAGCAGCUGCAGGAGGAUGCAGCCCUGGAGCGGACACAAGAACAGGAACCCGCCCGUGGCCGCUUCCGCAGAACAGCGCAGACCAUCCGUCAAUUCAUCACGUGCAUUUGGCAGGAAGAGAGCACAGGUGUGGGCACCGGGAUCUUGGCAAGCUUUCACCUCUUCAGUGCCGAGACCAGUGCUGCCAUGCUGGAUUUGCUGGUGGAGAAGGGUGUCUCCAAUGCAAAGCAAGUGCCAGCCAUGGUGAGGUACAUCCACCGGUGGCUCACGGCCAACGAGUCUGCUGAGCACAGGCUGGACAAGGCCCUUCUGGAGCUGACCAAGGAAUACCCCUCUGACGUGCUGAUCACUCUCUUGCGCUGGGCCCCAUCGUGUGACAGAGCUGCCGUGACCAUGUGGGGGACCAUCAUGUCCUCGAGCAGGACCGCCGAGCCGGCGCUGCAGAUCCUCCUCGAUGUGCUGAGUGCCUGGCCAGAGGACAGCGUGUACACCUCUGAUGGGGACAGCACAGGGGUCUUUGCCCUGGCUGCAACAGUGACAAUGUGGAGGGUCUUCAAUCUGACCUGGUGCCCACCUGUAGUGCAGGUAUAUUUCCCCAAUCUCCUUCUGCGUCUGCUCUUCCAAGCUUACAUCAGCACGCUGGAUAUGCCAGAAGAGGUGGAUACCUUCUGGAAGAGAUGCCAGGAGCAACACGACCUUGCUGCCCACCCCAACAGCUUUGCACUGCAGACCCUGAAGGCCCUGCUCUGCCAAAUGCAGUACGAUGACGUGGUGCUAGCAAUGGAACGCAGGUGUGCCUGGAACAUGCUGCUCUGUGCCCACACCCACCACUAUGCAGUGGGUCUGCUGGCCAGGGAGAUGCGCCGUGUCUCCAUCAUCUGGCGCUGCAGGAUCGCAUCCUGCCUCUUUGACCUACUCAGCCAAGACAUUUCAGCCUGGGAACUGCCCGCCCUGACGUUCCUGGUGGAGGUCCUGGACUGCCUGGACUUGAGUGAAUGCGGUGAAAAGGUCCUGCAGAUCAUGACAAGGCACCUGAAGAGACGGUCCAGAGAGAUGCGUCGCGUGGCGCUCAGAGGCCUCGUGGUGCUCAGCCAGGACCCCUCGAUGAACCAAAGAAUGUACAGCCUGACUGAAAGCCUUGGCAACCUCCUGCGGGCCGUGGAUGAAGACAUUGUUGAGAUGACCGUCGUUGUUCUCAGCUCUCUGCUCUUCAACAAAGAGAUAGCAAUAGCCAGCCCCAUCGCCCUGCAGCUGGCUGAGGCGCUCUGGCAACUCUUCGACAAUGACAACAGCCUUGUGAAGCUGCUCUCCGUUCGCCUCUUCCAAGAGGUGAUGAACUUGGUGGUGGCCAAGGGAAAAAAGCCCCUGAAGAAGCAUGUGAGGCAGAGCCUGCUCCCACUCUUCUUCAACUGCCACGAUGAGAACUGGGGUGUGGCACAGGCCUCUCGGGAAACGCUGCUUUCUGCAGUAAGGUUCCUGAAGAGAAGGGAUCUUCAGCACCUGGUGAACACAGAUCAGAUGUGGAGCUUUGCCGAGCGCUUGCUGGCAGAGGACAGGAGCCGAGCGGCCGAGCACCUGCGCCGGGCCCUGCCCUACCUGCAGAGCCCACAGGAGCCCCUGCGAGAGGCGGCCGUCAGGUUCAUGGGGAUCGCCGGGCGCUGCCUGAGAGGACAGCAGCAAGAGUUCCGGAUCCUCUGCAGGGCCCUUCAGGACAUGGCGAAUGACGCCAGCCCCGCCAUCUCAUGCCUGGCCCUUCAAACUCAUUACAUCAAUUUAGCUGUGCAGGCCAUUCCCUCCUCCCGACUCCAGAAUGUGCAAGAUCAACUCCGCCGGCUCUGGAAGUCACGGCCUUUCCCGUGUCGCCGGGGCUGGCUGUCCUGCUGCAGCGCUGUGGAGAACUGUUCCGCCAGGCUGCGUCUGCUGGGGCCACCUGAGCCUGCGGGGACCAACCCCUUCUGAAAGCACUUCCUUUCACCCCAGGAUAGCAUUAAUAAAUUGCUGUUGUCAUACCCGGAGGUCCAGGAGCUUUCUCUUGGUGCCCAGAUUCUUCAGGCCAAUGGGGAGGAGUGGAAAAAGGGCGCUUGCACUCGGCAAGUUGCCCAAGUAUGCGGUGGGCAAGGGAAAGUGGCCAGAAGCCCCUUGGCCUUUGGUGGUGCUGCUGAACGUUUUUCUUCCUGCUUCAAGUCUUCUGGAGCUGUGGGAACAAGUGUGUUCUGUGUCCGUGGAACAGCAGAAAGCGGCAGGAUGUGUCUGCUUCCAGUGCUUCUCUUGGCUCUUCCUUCACACUGCUGGCCCCGUCAUCAGGGACACAGAACGGCUUCUCUCAUGCCAGCGUUAUCCCAGUCUUCUGCAUUUCCCCAGGUUCCUCCCAGCUUCACCAGGGAAAUUCUCUGCUCGUGCCUGUCCAUUCCCUUGCCCAGAAGGCAGCACCCGCUUGUCUUUGGACAUGAGCUGCUGGCCACAGCCAGCCAGGCAGCAACCGGAGCAUUGGGCAUCAGAUGCUGGGCUGAUGUUCUUUCCCAGAAAGCAAGAAAAACAGAAGGACACAAGGGAACUUGACAGUAUCUCUGUAAGAAUGUCAUUGUCCUCUGGAAGUCAACAGUGGAUGGUGUUUUUGUGCUGCAGAUUAUCACUUCCAAGCAAAAAUCAUUCUAGGAAGGAGCAACAGCUUUUGACAGCUACCAAGUGUGGCUACCAAGUGCUGCUCCAGGUGCUCCUGCCUGCAGCCACCUGCAGAAAGGAUCCCAUAGACACCAAGGCACGUUGGCUUUGGCUGUCCUCUGGCACA